AUGAAAACAAAGAGUGUCUUUCAGCUCACUACUGAGUAUUGGCCGGAUGAGGUAGUGGUGCAUAACGCGUUUUUAUUGAAUUUUGAGGCACGUAUCAGCAGAGUUUUAUUUCCUCAAAGAAGCAGUGCGAACACACUAGUCAGUAUAUCCACAUCGAAGAUGACGCUCUCAGUGACUUGGUUGUGCCUUUUACUUCUUUGCCUAGUUGCUCUCAAUGAUGCUUGGUUUUUUCGCAGAAGAUCCAGAAGACGCAAUUCGGCUCGGUGCGACUCGAAGCAAAAUUGCGUUUCAUGUACAAAUCACAAAAGCUGGUCAGGAAAGCCGUGUCGUUGGUGCCCAAGAGAUAAAAAAUGUCACACUUAUGGCGCAAUCUUUACCAACCCUUGCUCAACGGCAGAAAAUGUUGUAAGCGCAAGAGCUUGCAGUAGCAUUGUGAAUCCAAUUUACGACAGCUCAUUGGCAUUCAAAAUGGUUUAUCUCUCUGCUUUGGCGUACGCUGAUAAUGUCGCUACGUAUAUACCUAAAGCAACAGAGGUAGGUUGCCUGAGUUUCACCAUAGAUAAUAAAAACACUUUUUCAACUGUCCAUUUUUUCUGUAAGCGAAGUAACAGAUGGUAGCCAACUUCAGAACAGUUGACUCUGAUGGGGAGAAGAGAAUAUUAGGAAGUUCAAGCUUCACAUUUUCGGGAACGGCAAACGGCAGGUUCGAACUUUCUUGGCAAAAUUUUCGUUGAACGUUUUCGUUUCAUAUUUUCUUUCUUGCGUCGAAAGAAUAAUUAUGUAUUUCAGUUUUAAAACAGCAAGUUCAUUUAUUCUUUAUUGCCUGAUACCAUAAACUUUUUUCUUUGCCUGGCUUUGCCGUUUGACGUAUAACGUAUAACGCGAUUACGCGAAGCUUAAACUCUCUAAUUACUGACUACUACAUAGAACGAAAAGAAGUAUCAUACCAUUUCCCACUCUUUCGGUUGACUGACAUCUGCUGCGCGACACUGCAUAAUGACACCAGACUAACAACCUAAAAUAAGUUUGUUUUUUUUAUAACAAUUAACUUGUCUUGGAUCUCAUUGCGUUUCCUCUUUGAGGUAAUAUUGGACCACUAUUAGGCCUAUUAUAUACUACUGUAGCAACACUGGAUCAACAAGAGACGGCUCUUACGGCACCUCAAGGGAGAAGAGUUUAGAGCUAUCCAGUAUAAAUAAAGUUAGUUUAGUUUAGGUUCCUCCUGUAGUAUCACUGGAUCAAUAAGAGAUGAUCCUUACCGAGGUAUUUAGAACGAUAGAGCUAUCCAGUAUAAAUAAAGUUAGUUUAGGUUUCCUCCUGUAGUAUCACUGGAUCAAUAAGAGAUAAUCCUUACCGAGGUAUUUAGAAUGAUAGAACUAUCCAGUAUAAAUAAAGUUAGUUUAGGUUUCCUCCUGUAGUAACACUGGAUCAACAGGAAACAGCUCUUACUCAACUUCAAAGGAGAACAGUUUAGAACUGAUGCUUGUGUGAUGUUACUCUGAGUGUAUAUCCACACCGGGCAGGCUUGAAAAAUAUGCCUGGCCACGGUAGGAUUCGAACCUACGACCUUUGGAAUACUAGCCCAAUGCUCUGCCAACUAGUGAGCUACGCGGUCAGGUCGAGUAUGCGAUAUUUCGGAACUGAGUCUAGUUCCUUCGAUAUCAGUGCAAUCUAAUAAUCAUGAUAUUAGAGCUGUAUUGGUGUAAUGUACUCAGGUGAAUAAGAUGCUUGUGUGAUCAAGCGAGUGGGUCAAGCCUGCCCGGUGUGGAUAUACACUCAGAGUAACAUCACACAAGCAUCUUAUUCACCUGAGUACAUUACAGCAACACAGCAAAGUUUAGAACUGAUAGAGCUAUCCAGUAGAAAUAAAGUUAGUUACCCAGUACAUGAGCAUUUUGUUCAACAUUUAGGUGGCUAGCUUCCGUCUGGUUAGACAGGUCACAAAGUCUUGUGCAGGAAAAGCAAAAUGUUCAGGAUUCGUCGCAGUUUCCCAUACCGAACGCGCAAUCGCCGUUGCAUUCAGAGGCUCUGAACAUUCCUAUCAAGUUAUAGUAGAAGCUCUGACGAUAUUGGCUGUGCCUAAAGUACCUUUCCAAGCUGGUGGAAAGGUCCAGAAAUAUUUCAACGAUGCAUUUGUUCUGAUUUGGAAUGACCUGAAGAAUUAUGUUUAUAGCGAAAUAACAAGGUGGACUUUUGUGAUUCGCUCAAUAAAGAUAUGAUGAUCUGGAAACUGAACAGACGUCAACGUGUUAUGUUUUUAUCUCAGUUUAUGUUAAUUUCUGCACGGUCACAGUGACUGAGCUCAUUGUAUUUUCAUAUAAUGAAGUAACCGUCCAAUAGGGAUAGCUGAGAUGAAACGUGCAAUCACAAUCAAUAAUAUUUAAUGAAGUUGAGACAAAGGAUUUGUGCAUGCUGAGGUACAGUUCAACAUCAAACAAAGCUCUUCUAUUUUGUAGCUUUGAAGUUUGGCGGGAUUCCAGACCAUCAUCAUAUCUUCAUUAUCUUGACAGACCUCUGAGACCAAAUUACGGCAAUAUAAUUUCCCGCGUAUGCCAGAGGAGCGCAUCCAGUAUGACUCUAUCAAAUACCAGAGGUUUUCUCCAGUAACUUAUAUUUCUUCGUGUCGUAAAACUGGAACAAUAUAGCAUGAAUUUCGUAGACCUCUAUAGGUGGAACAGUUUUAUUAGAACUGUUAGAGCUAUCCAGUAUAAAUAAAGCUAGUGUAGUUUCCUCCUGUGGUAACACUGGAACAAUAUGGCAUGAAUUUAGUAUAGACAUCUACAGGAAGAACAGUUUAGAACUAUUAGAGCUAUCCAGUAUAAAUAAUGCUAGUUUAGUUCCCUCCUGCAGUAGUAACACUGGUCGAUGGCCUCUUACUGAGCCUCUAGAGAGAAUCGCCCAAAAUAUCUCGAGUAAAGUCUCGUGCCUUUUUGUGUCAAGGUAUCGCCACUACAAAGUCUGGGUUACUGGUCACUCUCUUGGUGGAGCACUGGCGUCUUUGGCAAGCACAGUUCUACUGCACGAGGAACGCACACCCAAAAACAACCUGUUCUUGUACACGUUUGGUCAACCUAGAGUCGGGGAUCACAAGUACGCCUUACGACACGACAAACUGGUCCCAAUUAGCUUCAGAGUUACCCAUUUCCGAGAUCCUGUAGUUCACCUGCCAACCUGUAAAACCUUGCUACUGCUACCUGGGACGCCAUGUAUUUCCUUUACAGGGGGCCCCUAUCAUCAUGGGAAGGAGAUUUUCUAUGGCAACCGGGUAAUGACGAAGACAUCGCCUUAUAAAAAGUGUCAAGGAUUGCCACAUAACGAGGACCUGGCAUGCAGCAACAAACCUUCAGUGUGGGCCAAGUGUUUCACGUCUGAAUUGAAGAAUUGUAUUAAUGAUCAUUUGUCUUACUUCGGAGUCAGAGUUGGCGUCUGGUGGAAAGAAUGACUUUUUUAAGACUUAUACUACGAUAAAAUAACGCUAUUUAGCCAAUAGUAGAUGUGCUGUGCAGUUAAGACGUUUUAUAGAUGUGCCGUGUAGUUGAGCCGUGUGGUUUCAAAUUUAUAUACAGUGUGUAUCAAAAUAAUUCGAAUCCAAAUUUGGCGUGUAAUAACGCAGAAUAUAUUUGACAAAUUCGGUUGGUUUUUACACCAUUGUUAAGUUCAUUUAUUUACCUUUCAAAUGACAUGCUGUACGCGUCAUUUAGUUGGAAAAUGAAGGAGUAUUGCUUUGACAAAAAAAGUCCAUAAAAAUCACAAUUUUCCGCCGAUGGGAAUUGGACAUUUUUUCUUUCAAAGUUAGUCCCACAAGGCUUUGAAAUGCUAAUCAUCACUGAAAACUAAAAUGCAAAUUUAACGCGAAUUUCUUCUCGUUCAACAUGUUUAAGGCAUAGGAGCUUAAGGCAGCGUUUACACUGUACCGUUUUCGUAGCGUUCUCGUAUUGUUCGAGAGAACUAGACUAUUGUCUUGCGUUCCCUUGAGGAUUAAGAACAAUACGAGAACGCUACGAAAACGGUACAGUGUAAACGCUGCCUAAAUCUCUUAGUUAAAUGAACACGAAUUUAUGUAAAUUUUGCUACAUAAGUAUAACAGUUUGUUGAUUAAUUAAAUUUGCAUUAUCUUUUGUUUGUACGUCUCACUUCGAAUUCUCAUCGGCGGAAAAAUUUGAUUUCGAGCAACCAGUUUUAACACACGAUUUCUUGGUCAUUUUUGAUCUUAUUGAUAUAAGAACGAUAUAAUCGGAAACCUAAUAGGCUAUUCUUUAUUGCCAUAUAAAAAUUAUAUGGUUUACUUUAGUAUUUUAUAAACAGCAGUCUGUCAAAUUUGGAUUCGAAUUAUUUUGAUACACACUGACAACUAUAGAUCGGUUCCGUUAUCACGUUAUGUAUUGCACAAUAGUGUUUGCUGAAACCUGCACAUAUCACAUAUAUGAUAGAAGAGAACUUUACAACGAAACCCAAUGGCGCAUAGAUGAUUUAGAGAUGUUUAAACUUUUUUGUUCUCUAUAACAUACACAGUAAAUUUAGACUUAAAUCAGCAGCCUUAAUGAUUGUACACUUUCAUUGUAAACAUUAAAUUUUUGUUUGAAGAAAAUUUACCACUUUGGAACGGAUCUCAAUCUUUCAGCGUGCUAGUGGUUCUUUGACAAAAAACGCGAUUUUGUGUAUAGUUCGGCAGCCCCUUCCAAAUAUGUUCUGCGUACAGACACCAUCCAAGGAGACUACUGGCCACUGCUACUGGCGCUUACUAGAUCCGGGAACGUACCAGGUUGAAGUUUCGCUCCCCCGGAUAUGAUGACCUUUUAAAUACAGCAAAGUAGCAAACGGAAAAUUAAUCGAUUCGCAUUAUUAUGCUCGUUCAGAAAUCAAAGCGGAAGAAAUUUAGUGAAACUUGGUUUUAUUGAGAACGUAAUUAUAGUCGUGGAUUUUUAAAUAAAUUAUACAAAACACUGGUAAUGUGAGUUUGAUUCGUUCAUCAAUUUUCUAAAGUACUUGAUGAAUUACAUGUUCAUUCUGCCUAAACUGAAAUGCAGACUUAAAUUGCGUUGCCAUUAAUAGAGUAAACUCUCUUGUUUUCAUGGACAUGCCGAUGGGGAAAAUAUUACAGAAGACACGACUUUGUAGACAUUCAGGCAAUUACGCCGAAACUAAAUAUAUUUUUAAAGGUACUACACUUUCCAAAUAAUUGCCGCGUAAUUUGGAGAGAAAGAAAGUCGCUAUAUCACGUAUUUUGUGGUGUGUUUUUUUCUAUAGCUAUUUCGUUAUCUUGAAUACGAUAGUAAUAAACCACAAUGAGAUCCUUGAUCUUGUAGGUUUGCAGGCUCACAUAUAUUGAAAGCUGGUAAUACAAAAUAAAGGUGAUGUUUCCAACAAGCUGUCAACAAGUUGUGUUCGCACUGCUUGUCUCAACUUGUCAACAAGUUUGGAACAAGCUGUUAAGAACGUGUAACAACCUUGUUGAUAUUAUCAGACUUUUAAUUUGUUGCAAGGUUGUUCCAACAAGUCCGAUACAAUCAUGAUAUAACAAUAUUGUUACAACCUUGUGUCGUCAACCAUGUAACAUAUACUUGUUAUAUCAGGACUGUGUUAGAUUUGUUAGAACAACCUUGCAACAAGCCUGAUAAUGCCAUCAAGCUUGUUCCAAACUUGUUACAACAACUGGGAACAAGCAGUGCGAACACAACUUGUCGACAGCUUGUGAACAGAUUUAUACUGGAUAAGUGAAAUUCCAAAACCAAAUGAUAUCACGAAUGUUAACAACGAAGAAGUAGAUUUUGCAAGAAUAACAGUGGAGGAGAAACGACAAAUACAAGAUCUAAAUAAAUGCCUCUAGUAUAAAUAAAACGAGUCAGUAUACCCGCACUAAAAAUAACGCCUGAUCGCAGGUUAGUUUAGUAAUAAACCUGGAAUUUCCAAAAACAAUUAUAUUAACUUUCAGUAUGAAAACAAAGAGUGUUUUGCAGCUCACUAUAGUUACCGGAUGAGGUAGUGGUGCAUGACGGAGUUUUUAUUCAAUUUCGAGGUACGUUUGGCAGCAGAGUUUUAUUUCCUGCAGUGCGAACACACUAGUCAGUAUAUCCGACAUGACGCUCUCGGUAGCUUGGCUGUGCUUUUUACUUCUUUGCCUAGUUGCUUUCAAUGAUGCUUGGUUUUUUCGCAGAAGAUCCAGAAGACCCAAUUCGGCCCGGUGCGACUCGAAGCAAAAUUGCGUUUCAUGUACAAAUCACAAAAGCUGGUCAGGAAAGCCGUGUCGUUGGUGCCCAAGAGAUAAAAAAUGUCACACUUAUGGAGCAAUCUUCACCAACCCUUGCUCAACGACAGAAGAUGUUGUAAGCGCAAGAGCUUGCAGUAGCAUUGUGAAUCCAAUUUAUGACAGCUCAUUGGCAUUCAAAAUGGUUUAUCUCUCUGCUUUGGCGUACGCCGAUAAUGUCGCUACGUAUAUACCUAAAGCAACAGAGGUAGGUUCCCGGAGUUUCACCAUAGAUAAUAAGAACACUUUUUCAACUGUCCAUCGUUUCAGUAAGCGAAGCAACAGAUAGUCGUCAACUUCAGGACAGUUGACUCUGAUGGGGAGAAGCGAAUUACAGACUACUACACCGAGAACGAAAAGAAUUAUCAUACCAUUUUGCCACUCUCUCGGUUGACUGACAUCUGCUGCACCACACGGCAUAGUGACAUCAAACUAACAACCUAGAAUAGUUUGGAAGUUUGUUUUUUUAUUACAACUUGGUAAUAUUGGACCAUGCACUAUUAGGCCUAUUAUACUACUGUAGUAACACUGGAUCAACAAGAGACGGCUCUUACUGCACCUCAAGGGAGAAGAGUUUAGAGCUAUCCAGUAAAAAUAAAGUUAGUUUAGUUUAGGUUCCUCCUGUAGUAUCACUGGAUCAACAGGAGACAGCUCUUACUCAACUUCAAAGGGGAACAGUUUAGAACUGAUAGAACUAUACAGUAAAAAUAAAGUUAGUUUAGUUUAGGUUUCCUCCUGUAGUAUCACUGGAUCAACAGGAGACAGCUCUUACUCAACUUCAAAGGAGAACAGUUUAGAACUGAUAGAGCUAUCCAGUGUAAAUAAAGUUAGUUAACCAGUACAUGAGUAUUUUGUUCAACAUUUAGGUGGCUAGCUUCCGUCUGGUUAGACAGGUCACAAAGCCUUGUGCAGGAAAAGCAAAAUGUUCAGGAUUCGUCGCAGUUUCCCAUACCGAACGCGCAAUCGCCGUUGCAUUCAGAGGCUCUGAACAUUCCAAUCAAAUCAUAGUAGAAGCUCUGACGGUAUUGGCUGUGCCUAAAGUACCUUUCCAAGCUGGUGGAAAGGUCCAGAAAUAUUUCAACGAUGCAUUUGUUCUGAUUUGGAAUGAUCUCAAGAAUAAUGUUUAUGCAGAAAUAACAAGGUGGACUUUUGUGAUUCGCUCAAUUAAGAUAUGAUGGUCUGGAAACUAGGGAGUUUACGCGUGUAAGACGGCAACAUCAGUACGACGGCAAUCAAUACAAUAUCAUUAAUCCUAUAGCACAAAAGAAAUGAAUAAUUAAAAGUAUAUCUGGAGUUUCAGACGUCGUCCAUGCUCUGUUGUGACGGCAAAAUGAAUAUUUUCACGUCUUGUAAAGUACGCUAGCAUUUCAAGCCAGGCGAUUUUUCUAACAGCGUUGAUCAAAAUUGCUCUGAAUUAGGUUAAAGCUCUGUUUUACUCGUUGUAAACUGAGUUAAAUUCAUAAGAAAGUAAAUACAGGACAACAUUUUCAUACAAUCAUUUAUUUCAAAAAGUUUGUUUAGCCGUCGUCCUGACGCCGCCGUCGUACAUGCGUAAAUAGAGACCUUACGAUUUUAGGACGGCAACCGCGACGGCCAAAACAAACUCCUUCAAAUAAAUGGUAGUGGAUAGUUCGUGGUAUAUUAUCAAUCGUAUGAAUUUAAUACAGUCUUAGAAGUUGAAGACAUGGGUUUUAUGGUUGGGAAGAGUUCUGCUAAACCCAGUUUGAAGUUGCACUUGUUGUGGCUUGGAAUGCAGCCGUUGUAUCAACACGUGAAAAUCUGUGAUUUGGCGUUGUAAACAGAGCGAGAACAAUGUCUAAAUUAUUCAUUUAUUGUAAUUACUCAAUUCUUUUCAAUGAUCUAUUGUAUUGGUAGCCGUUGUCGUCGCGUUGCCGUCCUAAAAUCGUAAGGUCUCUAAUUCCCUACUGGACAGACGUCAACGUGUAAUGUUUUUAUCUCAGUUUAUGUUAAUUUCUGCACGGUCACGGUGAUUGAGCUCAUUGUAUUUUCGUAUAAUGAAGUAACCGUCCAAUAAAAAUAACUGAGAUGAAACAUGCAAUCACGAUGAAUAAUAUUUAAUGAAGUUGAGACAAAGGAUUUUUCUACAGUUCAACAUCAAACAAAGAUCUACAGUUCAACAUCAAACAAAGGUCUUUUAUUUUGUAGAUUUGAAGUUUGCCCGGCUUCCAGACCAUCAUAUCUUCAUUAUCUUGACAGACCUCUGAGACCAAAUUACGGCAAUAUAAUUUCUCGCGUAUGCCAGAGGAGCGCUUCCAGUAGAGGAGCGCUUCCAGUAGGACCAUGGACAAUAAAAUACAAUUUCACAAUCCAUGGUACGACUCUACCAAACACCACAGGUUUUCUCCAGAAACUUAUGUUUGUUCGUGUCGUAACACUGGAACAAUUUAGCAUGAAUUAAGUAGACCUCUAUAGGUAGAACAGUUUAGAACUAUUAGAGCUAUCCGGCAUGUAGUAAAACACUGACUACCGGAACACCGGAACACCACCGGAACACCGCCGGAACACCACCGGAACACCACCUAACCCUAACCCCAACCCUAACCCCCCAACCCUAACCCUAACCCCAACCCUAACCCCCAACCCUAACCCUAACCCCAAACCCUAACCCCAAACAAAAUGGCGGUGUUUCGGUGUUCCGGUGGUGUUCCGGUGUUCCGGUAGUCAGUGUUUUACUACAUGCCGAGCUAUCCAGUAUAAAUAAUGCUAGUUUAGUUUCCUCCUGCAGUAGUAACACUGGUCGAUGGCCUCUUACUGAGCCUCUAGAGAGAGUCGCCCAAAAUAUCUCGAGUAAAGUCUCGUGCCUUUUUGUGUCAAGGUAUCGCCACUACAAAGUCUGGGUUACUGGCCACUCUCUUGGUGGAGCACUGGCGUCUUUGGCAAGCACAGUUCUACUGCACGAGGCACGCACACCCAAAAGCAACCUGUUCUUGUACACGUUUGGUCAACCUAGAGUCGGGGAUCACCAGUACGCCUUACGACACGACAAACUGGUCCCAAUUAGCUUCAGAGUCACCCAUUUCAGAGAUCCUAUAGUUCACCUGCCAACCUGUUCAUCCUUGGUACCUGGGGGGGCAUGUAUUGCCUAUACAGGGGGGCCCUAUCAUCAUGGGAAGGAGAUUUUCUAUGGCAACCGGGUAAUGACGAAGACAUCGCCUUAUAAAAAGUGUCAAGGUUUGCCAUAUGACGAGGACCUGGCAUGCAGUAACAAACCUUCAGUGUGGGCCAAGUGUUUCACGUCUGAAUUGAAGAAUUGUAUUAAUGAUCAUUUGUCUUACUUCGGAGUCAGAGUUGGCGUCUGGUGGAAAGAAUGA
Molecule: messenger RNA, 9576 nt
Organism: Paramuricea clavata
Lineage: Eukaryota; Metazoa; Cnidaria; Anthozoa; Malacalcyonacea; Plexauridae
Source: the annotation of a GenBank genome assembly